Messenger RNA from Stegostoma tigrinum, 6175 nucleotides. RefSeq names its product serine/threonine-protein kinase 24-like. The coding region runs from base 392 to 1690 and encodes 432 amino acids. The record is from RefSeq and is a predicted model, not a curated record. Gene Ontology annotation, biological process: protein phosphorylation. Lineage: Eukaryota; Metazoa; Chordata; Chondrichthyes; Orectolobiformes; Stegostomatidae. The transcript has 11 exons. Gene Ontology annotation, molecular function: ATP binding; protein kinase activity.
CCGGCUGCAGCGCCGCCGGGAGGCGGGAGGUCCCAGGCCCCGUUCCCCCCAGUGAACGGAGCUCGUUCCCCAGUCUCGGUCACUGUUGCCUUCGACCGGCGGCGGAGUCAGUCACUUCCAGACCUUUUCGUUCACCUUUUCCUACGCAGCCUCCGCUCCGCACUGUCCUCAGCCCUACAAAGCGAUCGGUGUCGGAGGUUGUGGGGGUUUAUGAGACCGGGCCGCACCCCAUUCGGGGGCUGAGGCUUGGGGCCUAACCUGGACUGACUGCCCCCCACCCCCAUUUAAAAAAAACCCACCUUGGCUGAGGCGCUUGGUCGGUGUCGAUUCCUUCAGGACACUCGGGCUGUUACCCCCUCCCCCUUCAGGAAUCCCGAGCAGGGCCGGCGGGAUGGCUCAGUCCCCGGAGCAGGCCACUCUGCCCGGGGUACAGAAUUUGAAAGCAGACCCAGAAGAACUAUUUACAAAGUUGGAGAAGAUUGGAAAGGGUUCCUUUGGUGAAGUUUUUAAAGGAAUAGACAACCGGACUCAGAAAAUUGUGGCCAUAAAAAAUAUUGAUCUUGAAGAAGCUGAAGAUGAAAUUGAAGAUAUUCAGCAGGAAAUAACUGUCCUAAGUCAGUGUGAUAGUCCAUAUGUUACAAAGUACUAUGGAUCCUAUCUGAAGGAUACAAAAUUAUGGAUUAUCAUGGAAUAUCUUGGUGGUGGCUCAGCUUUAGAUCUGUUAGAACCUGGUUCAUUGGAUGAAUACCAGAUUGCUACAAUACUAAGAGAAAUUUUAAAAGGCCUUGAAUAUUUGCACUCUGAAAAGAAAAUCCACAGGGAUAUCAAAGCUGCCAACGUCUUGCUGUCGGAGCAAGGCGAUGUUAAACUCGCAGAUUUUGGAGUUGCCGGGCAGCUGACAGAUACACAAAUAAAGAGAAACACUUUUGUGGGUACACCCUUCUGGAUGGCACCAGAAGUUAUCAAACAGUCAGCAUAUGAUUCAAAGGCUGAUAUCUGGUCUUUGGGAAUAACUGCGAUAGAACUUUCAAAAGGAGAACCACCACAUUCCGAGCUACAUCCAAUGAAAGUCUUGUUCCUUAUUCCGAAGAACAAUGCACCAACAUUGGAGGGAAACUACAGUAAACCCCUAAAAGAAUUUGUUGAAGCUUGCUUGAAUAAAGAGCCAAGUUUUAGACCGACAGCAAAAGAAUUAUUGAAGCAUAAAUUCAUAAUUCGAAAUUCUAAAAAGACCACUUACUUGACAGAAUUAAUUGACCGGUACAAGAGGUGGAAAGCAGAGCAGAACCACGACCAUUCCAGCACAGAUGAAUCUGACUCGGAAACUGACCGACAAGUAGCAGGAGGAAAUGACACAAGUGACUGGAUCUUCACAAUCAAAGAGAAAGAUCCAAUCAAGCUGCAAAAUGGAGCUACACAGCCCGAUGAUCUCAUUGAGCGGGAUCAGGCAGAAGAUGCUCCAAAGCACAUGCUGUCUCAGUGUUUAUCAACAAUUAUUUCUCCAUUAUUUACUGAGCUCGAGGAGAAGAGCCGAGCUGGAGGCGGUAAUGCUCAAGCAGUAGAAGAACUAAGGGAAGCCAUUUUUUUGGUAGAAGAGACAUGUCCUGGCAUUUCUGACAGGCUCAUAUCCCAGCUUGUGCAAAGACUUAAAAGAUAUUCAUUAAGUGGGGCUGCUACUACUUCCAACUGAAGGUUAAUGUUUGGUCCUUGCCAUCUGCAUUGAGAAGGUGCUCUCAGGCUGAUCAUUUUACCAUAACCUUUGUAAGGGUUAUCCAGGCACAAGCUACCUGUCUUGGACAUACAAUUUCAAAAGAUGAAGUCUCUCAGUGGAGCCAUCAUUUGUUGCUUAAAGGAACUUUUUUUAAAAUAAGUUCUGUCACAGUGCACAAUUUUAGUUGGAUGAAAUGCCUAUUGAUUUUGUUUUUAGUCCCAAAUUGUCUGUUUCGGACUGAGAUAUGGGAACUGAAACCUCUGCAGCACCUGUAUCAAGUAUCUGCUUUAAGUUGAUGGGUUUUUUUUUUCCUGGGAGACUGAGAGGAAGUUGUUGCUUCGUAUAUAUUUGUACAUAGAUUCAUUUUUACUUGAGAUAAAAACCCUGAGAGUGUGUUAAGGACAGAAUUAUACAAAUUGCUACAACUGAAUGCUUAUGUAGACAAUGUUUUGUGGUGAUUCCCUGAAAGGGCCAUUUGCUUUGCUAAUUUUCCUGUAAGGUUCAGUUCAUGUUCAAGUGACAUUUAUUUUAAGCGUUUCAAGGAUCUGGCCAUUUUUUUGUAAAAUUAAUACCCAAUUUGGAAAACCUCGCAUCUCAAAGUCAUCAAAAUAUGCUUUCCCCCCCUCUCACGUCCUGUUAGUUUAUAUAAACAUUGGCCCAAAUUAAAUAUCUUUCUUGAAAUCUGGAUAAUAUUAAUGCUGAAUGCUAUCAUCACUGUUACAUUUACACUGUGCAUGAAAAAUUUAGAACAACAUUGCUGUCAAGGUUUUUUGGGCAUUAAUUUGCUUUCUCUGGUAAUCCAGACAAUACUAAAAGUAACUGGUUGUCACAUUUUUCUUAUUAAACUCUUUGAAGUUAAGCCCCCACCCCCCGCCUACACUACGACAGGAAUGAUCUUUGUCCCUUUUAAGAAAAAGUUUAUCAGGAUCUUUAUUGAAUGCAUAAUUGCUGAUGACCCCUUCAAGUCAGUCGAGAUCUGAGCUGCCACUAGGUAACUUCUGCAAAAAUGUUACUGUUGAUUUCUAAACGUGUUAGCUCAAAAGUCUAUUUUCUGUAUCAGAAAGCUAGUUUGUUCUGUUUUUCUAAGAGUGUGCCAGCUUGUGGCUUCAAACAUUACAGACCCUGUAUAAAAGAGUUGCAACAGGUUAAUGAUAGAAGGUAUGUUUUUAGGGGGAAUAGACCCUGGAAGCUCAACAAUGUCAUCACAAAGAGGCCAAAUCAUAUUUCUUGUGUGCCAAAAAGUUGAGACUCAUGAUUGCCCCAUUCUUUUACUGAAAAGUUUCCCUUAAACUGAAGAACUACAGGCUUUCAUACUUAGUGACUUAUCAAUGCAGAAGCACAGUUUUCAACUAAUGGAAGAAAUGAGUUCUAUCUGAAACUGAUCUUGUAGCUUAGAACUGCAGUGUAGAGGAAGGCCUGUCUGUUUAGAUCAGAGUCCUGGUGCUGGGACUAAGCAAUGUUGCAGUCUGACCUUGCUAGUUUUCUGAGGAUGGGUUAAGUUAAACUUAACCCCAAGCUGUGAACAUAAGGCUUACAAUGCUGUGUCUUGAAGAUGACAUUUUCCAUGGGUUGCAAGAUUAAGAAAUGUUCUCCGUCAGUUCUCUUCAUGCCUCCAGUUCAUUGUCAUCUGUCUUGCUAAAGAAAGUUUCUGAGAAAGAAGCACAAUAAGCAGAAAAGCUUGUUUGUUACACCCCAGGUAAUGGAAGAUUUGCUUUAUCUCUUGUUACGUUCAUUCCUUGUCCUUAAUGUCAGAAAAGUAAAGUUAUCAAGGAUGGUUGAAUAUAUCUGUUUUCAAAAUGUGGAAGAUGUCUGCUGUUUAGAAAGGUUUAAUACAGAAAAAAAAAUGUCACAACAUUGUUGUUCUUUCAAGUGCGGGUCACUUGAUGUUAGUGCCUCAUCAAUCCCCAGAGUCCUCAGGGUUCUGUGUUAAGUGCAUGGUUAAAUUCAGGCAGAAAUAUUCUCCCAGAUAUUUCUCCCCUGACCUUUAGUUGAAUCUGGAACAAUCCUACCCCUGCUAUCCAUGAGGAGGAUUUUGAGUCAACAGCUUAGCCAUUUAGACAUGUACAAGCAACAGAAUUACAGUGCAGAUCUGCCUUAAGGGCCUGGUGUGGGUGACUGCUGUUUAUGUAGUUGCUACUGUAAGGCUCCUACAACUGCUGCUAAUUUACAGGAUAGGAACAGGCCAUUUGAUCCACACUAGUGCUUAUGCUCUGUGGUAACCUCCUCCCCACCCUUACUACUCAGUCUGACUGCAUAACCUUUAUAUUCCUUUCACCCUUGUAUUUAUUCAGCUUCCCCUUAAAUGCAUCCUUAUAAUUCUCCUCAACCACUCCCUAUGGUAGAGAGUUUCACACACUUUGGGUAAAGAGGUUUCUCCUGAAUUCCUAACUGGAUUUUUUUAAGUAAAUAUGUAUAUUAACGGUCACUAGUUUCUGUGACUCUCGCAUAUGGGAAUAUUCUGUUAGAUCUUUACAGAUCUUUAAUGGGUAGCCCCUCACCUUUCUCCUCCUCUAGAAAUUUUUAAAAUGCCAUCCUAUAUUGUAUUGAUAGAAUGACCAGUUAGAACAGUCAGCUCUGAAUCUUAGUGCUGAUCUCAAAGUUCAAAGGUAAGAAUAGUUCUUUGUUUUUGAAAUUUGUUAUGAAGUGUUACUUAUACCCAUUUUGGAAGUGAAGUUUGAUAUCUCGUAUUGUGACAUCUAAGGGAUAAGUUGAGUGUUGUUAGAAUGGGGAGGUGUUUUGAAGAUAUGGUUGAGAAAUAUCUAAAUGUGUAGGCAUGCCUAUGAUUUGUUUUAUUUGCACGAUUAUUUAUCUUAGAAUUUAAAUAAAUUUGAGGAAUAAGCAGUACAUUGUUUUAUUUCAUUAUUAAUGAAGAGAUUUACUUCAGAAUUGUAUGACUUGAAUAUUACAAAUUCCAGCACACAAUGAAAGUUGAGUUUUAGACAGUCUUCAGGUUGCUGAUAUUGAUAGCAUUCUUUUAGCAGCUCAUGAGUCCAAUCUUUGAAUUUCUGUGAAUAACUGGUAAUUAAACCUUUUACUCCAUCAUAUGCUUGAAACAUUUUAAAUAUGCGUCAGAACCAGCUACUACUUGGGAUUACUGAAGAUUUUGUGCUCUUAAUCAACACCUGUGGCAGAAUAAGCUUUUCAGGCUGUUCAGCGUAUCUGAAAAGAGCCUUGUUUUGCAGUGUCCCUUGUGAUUGCCACUAAGCUGUUCAUGCAGCUCUAAGUGAUCUGGGACAGUUAAAAAUCUGAUCGAAAUGCAACUUUACAUUAAAAGUUGUGCCAGUGCAAAAGUAUGAGGCAGCUUGUUCUUUCUGUAAAUCCAGCACUUUAAAAUAUUACACUUUGCCCCAAUUCUAACAUGUUAAAAAGAAAUACAAUCAUACUUUUAUCUACCUUCUUAAGAAUGUAGCUUCAAAAAUGACUUCAUGUUGUAAGUAUACAGCUGAAUCUGUUAAGAUUGCAUUCCUACUUAGGGUUUGGUAUUUUUGUUACAGGUAGGCAUUCCUACCCCAUGUUAAGCACUCUGGCUGAUUUGUUUUUUUAAAUUAAGAGUGUAUCAUUUUAUGAAUAUGUCCAGUCAACAGAAGUGUCAAUUACCGUGAGAUCAUAUUUGCUACUUAGAAAUGUUUCUCAAUUAUUGGAUUUUGUAUCUAGCUUAAAAGAGAAGUGCACUUGUGACCAGUAAUGGUUGGCUAAAUUUAAAGUUCCUAUCUCCAGAAUAGUCAUAACCGAGGUACUGAUUAUGGAUCCAUUCAUAUAAAACCUGUUAAACAGAAAAUCUCAGUAACUUGAAUGUACUGUUAGCAUUCUGAUCUUAAGUUAUUUUGUUUUUUUUUGAAGGUGGAUAUUUUCUACUAGUUUGCACUAUAUGUUUGGUCAGUUAAAGAAGAAAGGUGAAAUUCGGCACUGUCUACUAAUUAUAAGCUUCAAGCUAUCACUGUUUCCAUAACAAGUGCCAUGACUCAUUAUAUGCCCUUUCUUGUGGUCUUGAGCUGCACUUUUCAAUGUCAUUACAUCCUUAUUUUGGUUUGUGUGUAUUUGGCUGCACUUUUAAAAAGAUUUCUUUUCAGUAAUGAAAACAUGGUACAUGAGUCACAGUUUUGUACCUAUUCUCCCCCGUUAACUCCAAUUUCUUCACAAUCAAAGGAAACUGUAAUUAUUAUAUUCUGUGCAUAAAAUGGCAAUAAAGUUGUAGGAUCAUCAGGAAAUGUUCUUAAACACAGGUAUAAUGUAUGGAGUGAUUCAUUUUAAAAAGACAAUAUUUUUAUAUGUGUGUGUGUAAAGAGCUAGUAUUGCAGUAAAGCAGUCGUUUAAGAUGUUUAAUAAUGACUGGAUACUUUAAGAUGCUAAUUAAGUGUAAAUUUCAUUUUAUGUAACAUUGCUGACAGUUUAUAGUCUUGUAUAUAAUCCUUGCUUCUGUCAUUACACAAUGUAUUGUAAUUCCUUGUAAGCUUUAAGUGAUUU